UGACUGAAUGUAAGGAAGGACACAGAGACACAGAGAGACACAGAGACUGAUAGAGGAGUAAAAUGGCAGCUUGGAGUUGACUUUUUUCCCCCGGCGGAUGAAACCUGAAACGACAGGAGGAAACUUUUUCUGGCCGAGGAUUCAGCCGUGUAGAAGAUGGCGCACGACGACCGCAUGGCCAUCCUGGAAGACGAUGAGGAGGAACUAAAAAGAAAUGAAGCUAUUUCAGAUGACUUUAACCGCCUCCACCUGAAGGUCCACCAGACUGACCCUACCUCUCUACCUCCACCUGAGCCUGGUGACCCUGAACUGGAAAAAACACCCGUUCCCUUUUCUGAAAACCAGUUGGGCUGCUGCGAGCGCAUGUUCCUACGGAUCAACCGCUACCUUCUGGUCUCCAAAGUGUUCUACUUCUUCUUCUAUGCUGCCUACGGAUCACUCCACCCUUUACUAGCUGUGUUUUAUAAGCAGCUGGGGAUGAACCCGUUCCAGUCCGGCUUGGUGGUGGGGAUCCGCUAUUUUAUUGAGUUCUGCAGCGCCCCCUUUUGGGGCGUCGUGGCCGAUCGGUACAGGAAGGGCAAAGUUGUUUUGCUGUUCUCAGUUUUCUGCUGGUUGGUGUUUAAUUGUGGGAUCGGGUUCGUGAAACCAGCUUCAAUGAGCUGUAGGUUGGAGAACGAGAUCACAACUACAACUGUGGCUACAACUACGUCUACACCAAACUGGACGGAGGUAGUUUUUAAAACCACGAGCUUUAGCAUAAACAUAGCUUCCACUAAUGGAACUGUAGCGCCAUCUGUAUCUUCACCCAACGGGACUGAAGCAGCCAUUUCAUUUAAUUUAUCACCAAAUGACACUAGGCAGCGCAGAGACCUUAUAGGCCAUCGCUCCAGGUUGUCCCUGCGAUCAUCCAAUCGGGAGUCGGCCUUGAUUUCUCAGCGCAGAUUUCGGCGAGACACUAACGUCAGCAUGGCUCCAGAUGUCCAGACCACUACAGCAGGACCUGAGCAAACUUCUAUCACACACAAUUUGUCCACAGCUUUCAGUAAUACGAGCCUCCAAACAACUUCAAGCCCGAGUACCACCACGCCACCCCCCAAAUACACCAUCCACUACAACCCUGACCAGGUGGAGGCUAUCUUUCUCCUCAUCCUGCUAGUCGUCAUCAUCGGAGAGUUCUUCAGCGCGCCUGCAGUGACCAUCGUAGACACAAUGACCCUGCAGUACCUGGGCACACACCGUGACCGCUACGGGCUGCAGAGGAUGUGGGGUUCUCUAGGCUGGGGUUUGGCCAUGCUCUCCGUGGGAAUCUGGAUUGACCACACGCACGUCCUGUACCCCAUCGACGAAGGCGACGACUGCCCUCUGACCAACUACAAGAACUACCAGAUCGCCUUCAUCGUCUUCGCCGUGCUCAUGGCGGCGGCGCUGAUCGUCGCCACGCAAUUUCAGUUCGAAGUGCGGAGUUCUGCGGGGAAGGACGCGACCGAGGCCGAGGCCGAGCAGGAUUCUUCCGGCAUGACUGACGGAGCAGUGCUUACUGGCAACCAGGAGUUUCGCUACAUGGAGCUGCUUCAGCUGCUGUCCAGCGUGCGCUACAGCACAGUGCUGUUCGUCGCUUGGUUCAUGGGCUUCGGCUACGGCUUCGUCUUCACCUUCCUCUUCUGGCACCUGCAGGACCUGAACGGCACGCCGACGCUGUUUGGGGUCUGCUCCAUCCUCAGCCACCUGUCCGAGCUCGCUGCCUACUUCACCAGCCACAAGCUCAUCGAGCUGGUGGGACAUAUAAGGGUGCUGUAUAUUGGCCUGGCGUGUAACACGGCUCGUUAUCUGUACAUCUCAUACCUGAAUAACGCCUGGACCGUGCUGCCUAUGGAGGUGCUGCAGGGCGUGACUCACGCCUCAGUGUGGGCAGCGUGUAUUUCGUACCUGAGCGCUGUGCCCCCCGCUCUCCGUACCUCAGCUCAGGGAAUCCUACAGGGUCUCCACCUGGGCCUGGGCAGGGGCUGUGGCGCCAUGCGGGGCAUCCUGGCCAACUCCUACGGCCCCAAAGAGACAUUCAGGGGGAUUGGAAUGGCCUCCCUCGUCAUCCUGCUACUCUUCGCCUUGAUCCAGAGUGUCACUGAGAAGGACAAGGAUGAGGAGGACAAGAUGCUGGCCGAGAACAUCCCCGUCCCCUCCAGCCCGGUCCCCAUAGCAACCAUAGACCUAAUGCCCAACUCGGAGGUCGUGACCCCGAGCGACCACCAGGAGCCUAAACGCCCUCCCCGGAAAACACACCACCAGGAAGAGCAGGAGGACGGAGCCAAACCCGCCUGGUCCCUCAGCGUGUCCCCAUGGGUCACCAUCGCCUUCGCCAUCAUCCAGAUCAGAGAGCUGAUCAUCAUGAGGAACACGCACACACACACCGAAGUCCAGCCUCUACAGGAGCCAGAUAAUCGUCCUCCAAACUCUCAGGAUGGGAAUUCCCUCCCGGGGUCUCGUGGGAGCACAGCGGAGGUCGGAGGUUCUCCCAGAGGAACACACACUCCGCCGGACGGGGCGUUGUCUCAGGAGACCUCCAGAUGAACAAACUUUUUCUCUCUCAAACACACACACACACACACACUUUAACUCCACGCUGAUCCAUGAAGGACUCUUUUACUUUAGCAGUGAUUUUUGAGGUAUGUAGUGUUACGCUGCUCUGACAAUGUUCAACCUGCAUCUUCAGUCCAGACCCUGAUGGACCCUGAUGCAGUGCUGGUAGUCGUUAUUGGUGUUUUUGUGUGGAUGUAAGUUAUUUUCCGUGUUUGUGAAAUCUAAUAUGAUUUAAGGAAGGGUUGUUUUGAAUAUCUGAUUAUAUCCUAAAUCAGUGUUUUAAUAAUUUAUUGAUGUUCAGCGUUUUUAAUUGCUUUCUCGCCCCAGCAGUCGAUGAUGAAGAAUUAAACAUGAAGGAAUUCAGCCCUGUUACUGACAUGAUGCAUGAACGAGGCCAAGUUGAAAGAAGGAAUUAAUGGUUUGAUGAUCUACGCUAGUCUUUUCUCUAACUGGCUCAGGACUAGUUUACAGCUUUAAACGCGUAGUUAGGAACAGAUCAUUUAUCUGGAACACACUACACCUCAUCACAUGCUUCUGUUUCUGUAUUAUUGUGUUUCAUGUAACAUCUGUACCAAAUCACGUCUGAUUAUAACCCGUACUAAACAAAUAAAACACAGGGUUUUUUAUUGUG
Silurus meridionalis is the source of this 3205-nucleotide messenger RNA. RefSeq names its product major facilitator superfamily domain containing 6a (gene mfsd6a). Gene Ontology annotation, cellular component: plasma membrane. The record is from RefSeq and is a predicted model, not a curated record. NCBI's taxonomy places the organism in Eukaryota, Metazoa, Chordata, Actinopteri, Siluriformes, Siluridae. Gene Ontology annotation, biological process: antigen processing and presentation of exogenous peptide antigen via MHC class I.